Hydractinia symbiolongicarpus is the source of this 2577-nucleotide messenger RNA. RefSeq names its product cellular tumor antigen p53-like. The transcript is spliced from 16 exons. Gene Ontology annotation, cellular component: nucleus. Gene Ontology annotation, molecular function: RNA polymerase II cis-regulatory region sequence-specific DNA binding; DNA-binding transcription factor activity, RNA polymerase II-specific. Bases 118 to 1647 code for a protein of 509 amino acids. Gene Ontology annotation, biological process: regulation of transcription by RNA polymerase II; apoptotic process. The record is from RefSeq and is a predicted model, not a curated record. Lineage: Eukaryota; Metazoa; Cnidaria; Hydrozoa; Anthoathecata; Hydractiniidae.
AUUUUGUUGUUAAUAGUAAAGUCUAUCGAGAAUAUUGUAUUAUGGCACAUUUUUGGUAUACAACAUCAUACGCAUGGAACACAAUUUGUAAAUUUGGGGAAUGGAUCGGGAUGCCGGAUGGAUGAUGAAGAUACUGAGACAGAAAUGCCCCUCAGCCAGGGUGAGCAUGAGCUCAUUAGGGAAUUACAACCUGGCAUGAGCCAAGAAUUCAAAUACUUGUUGGAGGAUGAUGUUCCUGAUGGUGAUGUGUUUGCCAAUGUGCGAAAUCAGGAAUUCUUGGUGAAACAAGAAGUUAAAAGUCCAGUUAUGAUAAUGCCUGGACUUAGUUAUUCCACUACACAGCAGAAUUCAGCUAUAACUUCAUAUACAGAGGUGUCCAAUGAAGAUGUUACAAGCGAACCUCAGAGAAAAAAACAAAAAUUCACUUCAAAUCAGGAGCAGAAUUAUACACAAGUACGUCCUGCCAACAGUAGCAAUACCUACAACCAAUUAGUAAUGGCAAGUUACACUAAUCGUACGCUUCAAACACCAAUGUCUGUGGUCUAUGAUUCUUAUGUGGCAGCUCAUCCCAAAGUGCCGGAUUUAGGAACUAUACCAAAAACUGGAAAGUACAACUUUGGUAUUGAGUUUGAGGACACUUUAAAACCACCAACCAAAAGCUGUGCUUUCACUUACUCCAAAUUAUUAAAAAAGUUAUUCGUUCGUCAUGGUUGUCCUGUUCCUAUUCAUUUUCACACAAAGAUUGACCUUCCUGUAAAAGAUACUAAAAUACGAGCAUUUCUAAAAUACAAAGAGGAAAGUCUUAAGCAUGAUGUUGUACAAAAAUGUCCGUGGCAUUUAAUGCAAGAUGAAGGCAAUACGCACUCUGAACAUCUUUUGCAAGUAGUUCAAGGUGACACCUCUUAUGAAAAGUGUGAUCUCACAGGACACUAUGUUGUCUCGUUUCGCCCAGAUAGUGGAAAAUUGCGUUGCAAUAACUUUUGGGAAAAUUUUAAACUGACCUGUUCCACCUCAUGUAAAGGUGGAAUUAACCGAAGAUCAGUUGUGUUAUACUUCCUGCUUUAUGUCAAAGAUCAAGUGCAGGGUCAUGAUUCAGUAGAUAUACGGAUCAGCUCAAGCCCUGGCAGAGACAGAAAAACUGCUGAAUCUAAAAUGCAAGCUUCGACUUCUGCUGAAUCAAUGUGCAAUGAUGCUAGUUUAGCACCACCUCAAAAAAGGGAUCCACAAAGUAAAACAAACAAAGAAAUGAUAGAAAAACCUAGCUCGAGUAGCCUGCAUGCUAAACAUAAACCCAAAGGAAAACUAUUAACAAUUUUUGAUGAUGUUGGAGAAGAUGAUAAAAACUAUUAUCGUAUCAAACUACCUUUGGUUAAAGGUUUAGCAAAUGCACAGUGUCUGUUACACAUGGCAUCAUUAAUGGCAACCUCAGGUGAAAUUAGUGUAGCUAAGGGACCUUAUGCCGAACAAGGCUCUUCUUCACGUCAGAAAGAAGAAAAAUUUGCAACUAUAAAGACUGAAGAACUUCGCAGCACAUCUUCAGUAAUAACAAACCAAAUUAAGAGAAGUCUUAGUGAUCCUUUACAUUAUGGUAGACAAUAUAAAGAAGUUACGGUGGAGGCAAACAUAGAUUUCCAGAAUAAAAUAUAAUACUAAAUAAUUUUUUUCGUUUUAAUAUUUGGAUUUUUUUUUUAUUUUAGAGUAUUUUUAUGUGAUACCUUAUUUAGUGUUUAUAUUUUAUAAAAGUUUGUAUCUCAACUUUUCUUACGUCUUAAUAUCUGUUUAUAAUUAUGAGUAUUUGCAUAUCUGAAAAAUUUUUCACCUUUGUAGGGUGACAUUAUAGUUUUAUAGUAACAUAUAAAUAUAGAUAUAUUUAACUAGAAAACGUUUAUUGAUUAAGACGUAAACAUUUCUUUUAGAACAUAAUCAUAGUUUUCAUUUAUAAUUAAAAUUUAAGUAAGAAAAUAUGCUCAAAUAUGCUUAAAAAAAUUAACACUUGUAUUUAUGAUGGUAACCGGUGAUGCAGUUACCUUUUAGCAGAUCUUCAUAUUUUGUAGCAGAUACAACAUGUUUACAUGAGACUGGAGUGUAUUUAAGGCAAAGUAAAUUUUACACAACAAUAAAGAAUGCCACUUUUUACAUAAUGUUUUAUUUCUGGGGUGGCCUGUUUUUAUGACUUUACAGCAUGCUCACUGAAAAAAAAACAUAUCUCACUCCUAGCUCGAAGUUUACUUCCAUUAAUUUAUUCAAAGUGGAACGCCAUCCACAUUUCAAAAAGUGAUAAAGAUUCUCAUGUAAAUUAGCCUAAAACAUACAUCAUGGACCCAAGUGACUUAAACUGGUUUAAGUUUCCUUAGGUCUAGGUAAAAAAAUAUAGUUUAGUAAGUUUCGCAGUUUCUGUGAUUUUGAUUUAUAAUUUUAUUACGUAUAUGAAUAGGUUAAAAAUUGACUAGAUAUUAACCUCUUAUAGCUGCUAUAUAAACUGUGGAUGUCUUGUCACAUGUCAAUGUAUAUAUUUUCAACGUUGUUUUUAUGCAAAAUUGUAAUAUUUUUUGGAAACAAUUUCUUUGUGUUGUUCAA